This is a messenger RNA of Monoraphidium neglectum, 405 nucleotides long. RefSeq lists its product as hypothetical. The record is from RefSeq and is a predicted model, not a curated record. Lineage: Eukaryota; Viridiplantae; Chlorophyta; Chlorophyceae; Sphaeropleales; Selenastraceae. The transcript has a single exon. The annotation marks the transcript as partial.
AUGCCCACCUACCGUGCCGCACCCGCCCGGUCAAAACCCCGACGCCGCAGAUACAUCUCUGAUGACGAGCUCGACGGCACAACCGCCGGCGACGAGGACGGCCCGCGGCCCCUGUCGCGCGGCGCUGACCUGGCGGCCCUCCUGCGCGACACCGAGCCGCUCUACGCGCAGUCGCACUACCGCCACCGCGCGCUGCUGCAGCCCGGCAGCGGCGACAUGGCGGCGCCGGCGGACGCUGACGUGGCGGCGGCGGAGGGGCUGAUGGCGCUGGACCUUCGGUCAUUAGCCGAGAGCCUGGCGGCGCUUCCGAUUGGGGAGCUGCUGGGGGUGAGGGACGAGUACGUAUUGGAGGAGGGCGGCCUGGAAUCGCCGGUGACCUGGGCAGCCGGCGCGGCCCCAGGCGCG